AAACAGACGUGAUUUGCGACAUGUUUACAAACUUGACGGCAGUGAGACGUCUAGAAAGUACACUUGUACAACUUUCCUUUGUAACAUUUAUUAAGGGCAACGAUCGAUAAAUGUUGAUUUCUCAGUUCAUCUUGAGGACGGCAGCACCACACUUUCAAUGGGGAAGAUGGACACGUGUACACACACCUGUCACCUGUCGUACAAACUCAGAUAUGGCAACAUUUCGUGAGAUCUUCUCAAAGUCCAAACACAUUGCCAUCAUCACAGGAGCUGGAGUGAGUGCAGAGAGUGGCAUCCCGACCUACAGAGGAGCUGGAGGACACUGGAGAGCAUGGAAGACACAGGACUUGGCGACGCCUGAAUCUUUUUCUCGUAACCCGAGCAGAGUGUGGGAGUUCUUCCACUACCGCAGAGAGCUGGCUCUGAACGCACAGCCCAGUGCUGCCCACCACGCCAUUGCUGAGUGUGAGGCCCGUCUCAGCAAACAAGGCCGAUCCGUGGUGGUGAUCACACAGAACAUCGAUGAGCUGCACCACCGAGCCGGAUCCAAACAUGUGCUGGAUCUCCACGGAAAUCUCUUUAAAACCAGAUGUGUGAGCUGUGGAGAUGUGGAGAGUAAUCACAAGAGCCCCAUCUGUCCAGCACUGGAGGGUAAAGGAUCACCUGAUCCUGAUGUCAGUGAUGCUCCUAUAUCAGUCACACACCUGCCCAGGUGUGAUGAGAAGGGCUGUGACGGUCUGCUCAGACCACAUGUCAUCUGGUUUGGAGAGACUCUAGACUCUCACAUUCUCACUAAAGUGGAAAAAGAGCUGGACACAUGUGAUCUCUGUCUGGUGGUUGGCACUUCCUCUGUUGUGUACCCAGCAGCCAUGUUUGGCCCACAGGUGGCAUCCCGUGGCAUUCCAGUGGCUGAAUUCAACACUCAGACAACACCUAAUACAACACGCUUCAUGUUUCACUUCCAGGGCCCGUGUGGGAAGACCCUCCCCGUCGCUCUGGCUCGCCACGAGUCUGAGGUCAUCUAAUGCUCACGACUGAGGUCAUCCAUCAAUAUCUGAGAAAACUCACUGGAUCAUUAUUAGCAAUAACAUUCAGUCAACUGGAACUCAAAAUAUUGUUGAGUUAUAAAGGAAUUUAGGAUACGCGUUAAAGGGUUCAUUUACCCAAAAAUGACAAUUCUGUCAUCAUUUACUCACCCUCUUGUUGUUGAAUUUUCUCCGUUAUCACAAAAGGAGAUGUUUAGCAGAAGGUUAGUGACCAUUCACUUUCAUUGGAUGGAAAAAUUAUGCAAUGAAAAUGAAUGGUGAGUCUAAUUGUGUUCCACAGAGGAAAGAAUGUAAAUGUUGACCGUUGUCGGGGAAAUGCUUUUUACGUGAACUUGAAAUGAUUUGAAAAGUGGACCAAAGUAACAGGAUAAAGCAGAUUUUUUUCCCCUCAAUUUGUGUAACUCAAUGAUAUAUGUUUGCUCUUUUGAGCAGUUUUCCAUUAGCCGUAUUGUGCCUUAUUUGUAAAUGAGUUAAUGGGACAGAAAUAAUACACUGCCAAAAGUCAUUAUCUUGAGUCAAAGUAUUUACACAGGAAGUAGCUAAAGAUAGAAUGUUCCAGAUGAGACAAAACAAGAUAAGCUCUAAGUGCUUGAUAACAUUCUGAUCGAUUGAGUGUUUGAUAUCUUGUGUGGUAAAACAAUACAGCAUUCCAAAUUACACAAGAAAGAGUUCCAUCAUAAAACCAUUCUGUCAUCUGUGUAUGAUGUGUGUGUUCAUGUUGUUUUAUAGCAUAUAUAAUGAACUUUCUGGAUAAUUUGAAUAAUACAUUGUAAAGAUUACAAAUGGAAAAUGCACAAAAAUAUUUCACAUUCUAUUGUUGAUGUCUAUGUUUUGUUUACAGUGGUUUUGUACCAUCCUUUGAUUAUUUCUCAUCAGAAGAGUGAUGUAUUAAGACAGAAUCAUCCACUAGAGGGAAACCACACACUUACAGCAAACAUUUUCCAGUAUGUACUUUCAUGUAAUUCCAGUACUUGCAUUCUUUUUUAUCAUUAAAACACUCAUGAAAAGCUUUACGAUCCUAAUUAAAGGCAUUUUUGCAUGUAGUCUCUGGAUUUGUCAUUGCCUUUGACAUGAAAAGUUCAUUAACUUCAGUUGAUUAUGACUGCCGUUCAAACUAAACCUGUAGUUUCAGUCUGUUUAAUCUGUCGUUCUUAAAAAACACUUUGAUGUAAC
Molecule: messenger RNA, 2219 nt
Organism: Xyrauchen texanus (razorback sucker)
Lineage: Eukaryota; Metazoa; Chordata; Actinopteri; Cypriniformes; Catostomidae
Product: NAD-dependent protein deacylase sirtuin-5, mitochondrial-like
Exons: 9
Coding region: 111-1025 (304 amino acids)
Molecular function (GO): NAD+ binding; protein-malonyllysine demalonylase activity; protein-succinyllysine desuccinylase activity
Source: RefSeq, a predicted model, not a curated record